AUGGCCGGCGAGGGCGACACAGAAGAGGGGCCCCCCCAGGGGGGCCCCCUGGGGGGCCCCCUGGGGGCUCCCCUGGGGAGAACUGAAGCAGCAGCAGCAGCAACAGCAGCGAAAGAAAUAAACGAAACCCUAAAAAAUGGUUUUUGCUGCAGCAGCACGCACGGGGCCCCGCUCCCCAACAGCCCCGCACAGCAGCAGCAGCAGCCGCCGCCGCCGCAGCAGCAGCAGCCGCAGCAGCAGCAGCAGCAGCAGCCGCCGCAGCAGCAGCAGCCGCAGCAGCAGCAGCAGCAGCAGGGGCGGAACGGCAGCAGCCAGUCGAGCAACAGCGGGAACAACUGCAGCAGCAGCAAAGGCAGCCGCAGCAGAGGGAGCCGCACGGUGCAGCAAAAAGGCAGCAAAAAGAACAGCAGCAAACUGCAUGCAAAUUCAAUAGCAGCAAGAAGAAGAAAUGAACUGCUUUCUGCUGUUGCCAUUCCCAGGGGGUACUUGACGUACUGGAGCGAGCGCGUGGAGGAGUUGGUGGCGGACGAAGAAGACAACGAAGAAUUCGAAAGGACUUAUCGCAGCCACGAGCAGCGCCUUUUUCCCUUUCGAACUUCUUCGACGGAGUGGACAAUCAACGGCGCUUUGGGCGAGUUUUGA
Messenger RNA from Eimeria tenella, 642 nucleotides. RefSeq lists its product as uncharacterized. The transcript has 2 exons. The coding region runs from base 1 to 642 and encodes 213 amino acids. NCBI's taxonomy places the organism in Eukaryota, Apicomplexa, Conoidasida, Eucoccidiorida, Eimeriidae. The record is from RefSeq and is a predicted model, not a curated record.